AUGGCUUACCAAAAAUAUAGCAGUAUUAUUUAAAACACCAGUUUUAAUACUAGAGAAACCUUAUUCUAAAGUUUUUUAGUGUUUCCACAAAAGUAUUCUUUGGUUUUAAAAAUAUAUGCAAUAGAGGUAAUUUAUAGCAUAAUAACAUAAAAUAGAAACAUCACUAUAAGUUGAUUUAUUUAAUCUAUUUGUAAGAAAAUGAGGAUUAAUAAAAUAUGUAAUUAAAAGUCUUAAUUUUUAAGCAGUAGAAUUCAUUUCAGCUAUAAAAUGCUAUGUAUAGUAUUAUUUUCAUUAUCAUUAUCAAUAUAUUGAAUUUUUUAUUAAAAAUAUUUAGAUUGAUAAUGGAGAUAAAUUUCAAAAUUUUCAACAAUAUCUUGCAGCAUCAUUUUCUGGUAGAAACAAUAAUCCAUGUAAAAGAUCUAAUAAUAUUAGAGUUUCACCCUCUUAUCGAUUAGAAGUUGUUCCUCAAAUUUAGAUGCCAUUUUCAGAGAUAGAGACAUAUUUUAUUAGGAUCAAUUUUAGGCUAUUCAAAAUUUAAAUAGUGAUAGAUGAUGUCAUUGUUUUAGUCAUUGAUGCAAUUUCUCUAAUAGAAUGUUUCUUCUUUCAGUUAAUUAAUCUAACACUUUAAGCAUCAAGGAUAACCUAAGUAUAUACAGAUUUUAAUGGAACAGUAGUUUCAUCAAAAUUAUUUGAACUAACUAACAUCUUCUAGUUGGUGAUUCAUUCUAAAAAAUUAUCAAUCAAAAAUUUAUACCCAAACUUUUAUCUUUCUAU
This is a messenger RNA of Paramecium sonneborni, 774 nucleotides long. Lineage: Eukaryota; Ciliophora; Oligohymenophorea; Peniculida; Parameciidae. The record is from the annotation of a GenBank genome assembly.